Manduca sexta (tobacco hornworm) is the source of this 4159-nucleotide messenger RNA. RefSeq names its product ATPase family AAA domain-containing protein 5 (gene elg1). Gene Ontology annotation, cellular component: nucleus. The record is from RefSeq and is a predicted model, not a curated record. Bases 353 to 4078 code for a protein of 1241 amino acids. Lineage: Eukaryota; Metazoa; Arthropoda; Insecta; Lepidoptera; Sphingidae. The transcript has 3 exons. Gene Ontology annotation, molecular function: DNA binding; DNA clamp unloader activity; ATP binding.
AUCUUGUCUAAUUUCUUGACGUUUUAUGUCACGUAGAUUUUCGUUGAUAUGCCGCCAAUUUGAUUGUGAAAAAUUUCUAGACAUUUAGUGCAAUUUUCGCUACCUAAUCCCUUUUCUUUUGUUUUAAAGUCACCAGUAUAAAGUAUUAUAGUUUUGCCAUAGUAUUUUAAACUCCCUAAAGAAUAAGAAGGUUUUAUUGCCAACUGUGUUCGUAAACAUUCAAUGUUUUUUAUGUACGUCGACGUUAAACAUACUUACGAAGUGUUAAUGAAAUGACUUGAAUUUGGUUAGUUUAUAUUUGUUAUACUGCAAAGGAAUUUACUGAAAAAGCAACUGAAAAUUUGGAAAAGGAAUGACUAGUCUGAUUGACCCUGUUCCAGCAAGUGAUGAGAAAAAUGCCACAUUAAUAAAUAAAGUAUAUGGGAAAAGACACAGCCAUAAAUGCAGACAUGUUUUAAAAUCGAAAGAGAACAUCCUUAGACACAAAUGCAAUAAAGCGCUGAAGCGGAAGUUGAAAAAAUAUAAAUUGCGACUGGAUGGCAAGGAAGAUCAAGAUAUCUUAGAUGUUUCUGAUAUAUUGGUAAAUUCGUUAACAUUAAAAUCUCCAGGAAGUAAAGAUAAUCAAUUAGAGACUACAAGUUUAGUGAGUGACAGACCCAAAAAUUAUCUUUUUAGAAUGGUAAGAAAUAAACAAAGCAAAAUUGUUAAUGGGAAUAAUGUUGCAACUAUCAGUAGAGACAGUGCCCCUCUCAGUAUCACUAGCAGCCAAGAGAAGAAGCAAACAAAUGCAUUCAAGUUGUUGAUGGAUUCCAGAAACAAGAGCAUAGGCAGUAACUCUCCAGGCAAAGAGAAAAUAGUUGAAGAAGUUAUUAAUGAGGAUAUAAUUGAGAGACAAAAUGCCAAAGCUAAAAGAAUACUGGUUCUCCAAAAAAUGUCAGAAGCUAAGGGUUCUCUUAAAAAACGAGAAAUGGAGGAAUGUCAUGAAAAGUUCAUUGAAGUGCAAAUGAAAAAGAGGGCUGAAAAAUUUAAGAACAUGCUGUUAAACCAGGAACCAAAAUCACAUCAAACAAAGGAAAGAAUAUCUAAAAAGUAUAAAAAGAAAACCAUGUCAAAAGUCAAUAAUAGCAGUGAUACCAUACAAACUACAACAGAAGAGAGACCAAAAAAGAUUAAAUCUCUACAAUUAGUAAAUUUAUUUGAUGACCAUCAAAGUGAUUAUGAAAAAGAAUCAUUAAGAAGUAAUAAAGAAGGUUUGACAAAAGAAGACAAAGAAUUUCUUGAAAAACUUUCACCAUCAAUGAAAAAGAAGGAGAACAUGUUGUGUUACUUUAUGAAAGUUGAAAAAGAGCCUGAACCUUCUGUUAUUGAAGAUGAUAUUGUAAUAAAAGUAAAAUUACCAUCAAGGACUAAUAGAAAAGUUAAAAAUAAAAAGAAACAAAAUACCACCAAUGAAAUAGUAAAAUCUUGUAUUGAAAUUUCAAAACAAAAUGAGACAAAUAAAUCUCCUAUCCUACAAACGGCACCUACUGAGAGACAGAAACGAAAACGUAACUGUGGGGUGCCCAAUCAAGAAGUGACAACAGACACUAUUGACAUUUUAGGAGACACAUCUAACCGGCCAAAACGUUGUACUAAAAAACCUGUAAAAUAUAUAGAUGAUUUUUUAUUCUCUAGUUCUGAUGAAGAAUUGCAUAUCUUUACACCGAAAAAGAAGAAACACACUGAUCAUAGAAAUGUGCUUCAAAUUAUGACACCAAUAAUGGAUACAAAAGUUGAAAACUCAAUAAGUUCCACUAAAAAACCCCAGAAAACUGAAAAAGUUGUUUCCCAAUCAAAGAAGGAUGUAAAAUUAGCUCCUAUUUUUAACACAAAACAGCGCCCUGAUGCAGUGUUAUCUGAAGCUAAACAGAAAUUUCUUCAGAGCGGUGUUCCAGAGCAAUUGAAAAAAAUUAUAGCUCAACAAAAGAACAAUAGUAUAGCAGAAGUUUACUUUCACACUGUUAUUCAUGUUCAACAAAACAAUGGCAUUGCUAACAACAUUUCUAAUAUAAAUAUACCUUUCAUAGACAACAAAAUAGAAGAUAGCAGUCAAAUUUAUGAUGACAGCAGUUUUUUUCAUAAAAUGCUUCAUUUGGAAUCUUGUAAACUACCACAAAACAAAUGGGGAACAAUUACACAUACUGCUGUGAAUGAAAUACUACAGCAUAUAAAACUGGCUCGACCAAAAUUUCCUGUGUUUCGUACUUAUCGUUUAUUACGAGAUAAAAGAAAAGGAGAAUUUCACUGCCCAAAUUACUUAGAUUUGGAUAAGAGUGUUGAAGUUAAUAAUAGUAUAAUAGACCUUGUUAAUGAAAAUCCAGAUCAAUUAAACUGGACUGAUAAAUAUAAAGCUAUGUCAACAAAUCAAAUUAUUGGCAAUUUUGAAACAGUUAAAGAACUUAAAAAAUGGUUAGUUUCUUGGACAGAAACUGCACAAAGAUCGAAAAAUAAAAUCAAUGUUAAUUCAGAUUCUUCAGACUUUUAUAAUUCAGAUACUGAUAGUAGAGAGGGUACAAGAAAUGUAAAUAAUUUGCUUAUAAUUACUGGCCCUACUGGUAGUGGAAAAACAUCAUCUGUAUAUGCAGUGGCAGCUGAUUUAGCUAUGAAAGUAAUUGAAGUUAAUGCAAGUAGUAAAAGAACUGGUAAAGUUAUGUUACAGGAUUUGCAAGAAGCCACACAGUCUCACAAAGUGAAUAGAGGAGCUAAUAAUUUGGAAUUUAUUUCCAAGUCACAGGAAAUUAAUCAAAGACAAACUACAGAAAAAAAUUGUAAACGGGGUAGACCAAAGAAAACUGUCAAAAUGUCGACAAAAAAGCCUAAAGAACCAAAGUCUGACACAGUGAAUGCUCCAUCUGGAAGUCAAGAUAUUACAAGAACUGAUACAUCUCUAAUACUCAUUGAUGAUGCAGAUAUCAUGUUUGAUCAAGAUGAUGGGUUCUGUUCUGCUAUUACACAGUUAGUGCACAGUUCAAAACGUCCUGUUAUUUUAGUUACAUCAUCUUUGUCAUGUCCACAUUUGCAAAGAUUCUUACAAAAUGGAAAAAUUUUGAAAAUGAUGUCAUUGAUGCCUCAAAUGUUGGGAACUUGGUUGGAUAUAAUGUGUUUGGCAGACAGUGGCACUUGCUGCCUAGGAGCAGGAGCUCGAUUUUUAAAUCACUUUAAUGGUGAUGUGAGAAAAACUAUAAAUUGUUUACAAUUUUAUGCAACAAGUCAAACACAAACAGUUAGUGAUGAUAUUUCUUCACAAGUAUUUGAUAAUCCAAAAUUAAUGAUUGAUGAUGAGAAAUCAAAUAUGUCUUGGGUAGAUCAAGACGAUAAUGAAGAAAAGAACAUAAUCAGAAGUGAUACACUGGAAAAGGAAACAGACUAUUUGUGGAACAACUAUGUUCAAUCUCAAAUUAAAUCAAUUGAUUUAAAAUUUCCUUUGGGCGUAGUUAAUACUUGGUGGAAUUUGCCCCAAAUUUUAAGUUUAAAAGAGGACAAAUCUGACAAUGCCAGACUUGAAUCAAUAGGCAAUGUUAUGGAUUGCUUGUCAGUUUCAGAUUAUUAUAGUUCCAUUACACCCGAUGAUAGACUAAAUAUUAUAUCAGAUCCUUGGUAUACUUCUGAAAGCCACAGUGUGUCUGAACAGGAAGAUAUGCAUAAUUACAGUAAGAGUGUGGAAAUAUGUGAUGAAAUUUCAUAUGAGUUAAUUAAUGAUUCCAUUAUAAAUGCACAAAAAGAUUAUAAGAAGAGUAAAAAUAUUGAUGUAGACUUUCCUGGGAUGACAGUGCAAAGAGAAAGAGAUAGAAUUGUCUCACGACAUAAUAACAUGUCCAGCUAUUUGAAUCCAGCAGCAGUUCUGGACAGAAGAGCUUUGGCAUUAGAUUACUGGGCAUCAUGCAGGACUAUAUGCAGAAUAGAGAAGACAAAAUCGGAUAACUAUAGUAAGAGGAAUAAUCGAUUUUGUCACUAUCUCAAAUCUGUAAAUAUUUUAUGUAAAAAUGAAUCAUUCGAUUAUUUAUGCGACAGCUUAUCUUUGGUGAAAACCAAAAAAUAGGACUAGAUUGGUAUAAGCCGCCUUUUCCGAGGUUGGAAUCAUGUUAUGUAGUGAAAGCUAAAUAAAUAACAAUAUAUUUAA